UGGAACUUGCCCGCCUCGCUCGUCGCUCAUCUGCUCCCAGACCCUUUUCUGCCCUCGUCCCAUCUUUAACCUUUUUCAAAGCUUCAUAUCCUCACUCUCAUCCACCUUUCUUUCUCUUUCUCUUCUCCAUCUCCAUCCUCCACCUGAGACAUCAUCACUUGGAACAAUCACCUUGUCAUCCUCGUUGGCUUUGGCUCUUGCUAUUCACUUAGCAGGACAUCCAGCCUUGUUUCACACCACCACCAUAACCUCCUCUCCUUGAUCAGACAUUGACACCACCCCCAUUGUCUGCUUCAGCUCAAUUUAGCCUUCGAUACCCUCUCACUCUUUUCAUCGCACCGUCGACCUCGUCGCCUUCAUCCAGACUCAUUCAUCCUUCCUCCCUACCAUGGUCAUUGUAACCGACUUCCAAACCCCUACACCAACCCCUGCCCCAGCCCCAGUCCCAACUCAAGAUCACACCAUGGAUCACGAAUCCCUCCCUCCCAACUCCUUCCUGACCGCACCCAUUAUUUCACAACCCACCAACACCACCUCUCCUCUGUCGAAGCGACGUCGAUUCACUCCCAACAGCCUUGCACCUAUCAUCCCCAUCACCGACAACUCCGACAUUGAACACCACACUUUUGAUUCUCCUCUCCUCCUGCAGCUAUGUGGACAAGCUCCAGACCAGGCCGAGAUCGAAGCCGGACUUCUCCAAGUCGGCAUGCGCAUCCGCAAGUCGGUCGCCGAAGGUUACAAACAACAGAAGAAAUUCACACCCCGUCCCUUCUUCAACGUCAGUAGGCUGUCCCCCGAAACGCAAGCUGCUCUCAUUAACGGCAACAAGAACUCUAGCGAUGAGCUCAUGCCGUACUCCGCCGCUCAAAACUUGAGCACUGCGACCUUCUGUGGUGUCAGCCUAGCCUUCAUGUCCCAUUACAGCGACGAUAAUACCUCUCAAUACAACCAACAAACCCUUUGGAACAACUAUUCCACCAGCCACAAGCGAAACUAUGAGGCCGAUUCCGACAGCGAUGAGAGUCAGGACUGGCAGCCAAUCACACCUACCUUGAACCCGGAUGCCGUCAUGCAUAUGCCUGUUGAGUACUUCAACAUUGGCAAUGAUUCCAUGAACGAUGUUGACGCUAUGGCUCAAUUGGCCAACAGCUCACAGCAAGCCGCCCAUGGACGCCGGUUGGCCGUCCCAAAGAGCCGCAACCGCAACUUCCAACCCAUGGAGCAUGCAUCAUCACCCUUCAAUCCGUUCUCCAGCUUUGGGGUACAGACACCUGAGCCCUCAUAUGCCACCCCAACUGGCCAUCGCCGCAUGGUUAGCUGUGGCAUGGAGGCAAUGGAUUUUGCUGAUGCACCAUUUUUGGCUCGACGAGAGGACGUCGAGAUGGACUGCUCGUGAUCAACCUACCACUCUUGUCCAGGCUGCUCUAUUAUUUUUUUCGCUUUGUUGUAUUGAUCAUGAUUUUUCACAUGGGGGUUUUCGAAAUCGAGGACAUUGAGUCCACUGGCAAACAGGUCUGAGAAACGACCUAAUCCGCCUUGAACCAGGGUAAUCGGCGUGAAAACCGACCCCUCUGGAAGAGACGCUGGAAGAGAUUCCAAGCGCUCGAAGCCACCUUGAACUGGCCCAUGUAUUAUACGCGAUGGUUGGACUGGGUUCUCCAACCGAGGGUAACUGGCUUUGUGUUGUACAUAUAUGCGAUGGAAUUUGCUUGGAAAUCGACCUCAGCGGAUGCGCUGAAUUGACAGGUCUACAGGAUACAGGAUCGCCGCAACGAAUCGCGGAAGAGCUGGCAUACUAAGAGUUUUGAUGCGAUAUGGUGCUUGCAUACCACUCUGCGAAUUAAUCGCCGCAGAUGAAUGGGGAAAAAGCAUUAUGAUUUGAGACAGCACAUGAGACAGAAACACAGUCAAAAAAUGAAAAUGGAAAAAAAUGAAACAAC
Molecule: messenger RNA, 1940 nt
Organism: Exophiala mesophila
Lineage: Eukaryota; Fungi; Ascomycota; Eurotiomycetes; Chaetothyriales; Herpotrichiellaceae
Exons: 1
Coding region: 389-1396 (335 amino acids)
Source: RefSeq, a predicted model, not a curated record